AUGAGAGAAAAUUUGAAACUUAAAGCUCUUGAGGAAAGUUGUGAAUCAUCUAGUGGCCCGGGUUCCGAUAAUGGUGUUGUUUCAGUAGAUGAAUGGUCUAGGCCGUUUGAGUGGGACUCUCAAGCUGAUGACAUUAGGUUUAAUGUUUUUGGCAUAUCAAAAUAUCGUGCAAACCAGCGAGAGAUCAUAAACACAAUAAUGAGUGGAAGGGAUGUUCUAGUAAUUAUGGCUGCUAGUGGGGGAAAGAGUCUUUGCUACCAACCUCCAACAGUUCUGCGGGAUAGCGUGGCUCUUGUUGUCAGUCCUUUGCUUUCUCUUAUUCUAGAACAGCCUCAGGUCAUGGGGUUGGCAGCUUUAGGCAUCCCAGCUUUCAUGUUAACCUCAACAACUACCAAGGAGAAUGAGAAGUUCAUAUACAAGGCUUUGGAGAAGGGCGGGGAUGAGCUUAAAAUAUUGUAUGUUACACCUGAAAAGAUAUCAAAGAGCAAGAUAUUUAUGUCAAAACUUGAAAAGUGUCACCAUGCUGGUCGUCUUUCUCUAAUUUCAAUUGAUGUAAGUCUACAAUUUUGUGUUUUCCCACUUGCAGUAUGCUAUAGUAGUUAA
Molecule: messenger RNA, 603 nt
Organism: Solanum tuberosum (potato)
Lineage: Eukaryota; Viridiplantae; Streptophyta; Magnoliopsida; Solanales; Solanaceae
Product: mediator of RNA polymerase II transcription subunit 34-like
Exons: 3
Coding region: 1-603 (200 amino acids)
Biological process (GO): double-strand break repair via homologous recombination
Cellular component (GO): mediator complex; cytoplasm; chromosome
Molecular function (GO): 3'-5' DNA helicase activity; ATP binding; four-way junction helicase activity
Source: RefSeq, a predicted model, not a curated record